Molecule: messenger RNA, 855 nt
Organism: Gongylonema pulchrum
Lineage: Eukaryota; Metazoa; Nematoda; Chromadorea; Rhabditida; Gongylonematidae
Source: the annotation of a GenBank genome assembly
AUGAACAAGAUCGAUUUUGGCAGAAGAAUAGUGAAAUUCGAUGUGCCGGAUCACACUGUGGAGUUGGUGGAGGAUGAAUUGGACAGCUUCAAGAAUCUGCUCAUGAAACCGGGUUUUUUUUUUUCAUUACUUCAAGUUAUUUGGUGUUUUUUUUUAAAGGUUGACGUUGCGGUAACCGAUUCGCUGAAUCCAGAAUCACGUGGUGGAUUCUACUUUAAGAAUGGAUUUGAACUGCUUCUACCACUGCGAGCCGUUGCAAAAGAUGCCACCGAGUUACCCAAAAUUGGCAACGUAGUUAAUAUCAAUACGACUCACAGAUUUUUGAGGAAAACCGAAUCGAUUGAUACGACAACAGAUGAAGGAAAAAGCAUUUACGAUGGAUAUUUUUUAUCAGACGCUGCACGACGCUUCCUUGUCCGACGAGAGUUGCACAGAGCUAACAGCCGCCGUUUUAUCAUCGUACCAGCAUUCGCAUGGCUUUUGAUGUCGAGCGCAGUUGUUUUAACAUUUGUGGUUUUAUUGCGCUACGGGCGUCUUCUCUCAUACAGUUCUGUGUUGUUCACAACACCAAUGGCAAUAGUUAGCUUCAGGGAUGCGAUGAGAAGAUUUGUUUCGUAUGGUGAAAUGAUGCUCGAUCACGACACCUGUGCAGAGUCGCCGAACUACGUGGAAGGUGCACUUCAAUAUUUAAAAUCAUCUGCGGCGACAAACGUACGGUUGCGUAAAAUACUGGGCGAUUCGAAAUCAGAGUACAUCGCUGCGAAUGGUGACCGCAUUGGUGAUGCAUGGCCAUAUUCAAAGCGGUUAAAAUCAAUUCAGAAAUUUGCAGCUGAGGAAUUUCAGAAACAAAAGUGA